AUGACUAAUCUUGAUUUUCGACUCAUAAAUUAAAACACUGGUAAAAAAUACGACUAUUCUGUAAGUUAUGCUAUUUAAAUAGGUUUUGGAGAAAAUUGCAAAUCAUUUUGAAGAUAAAUUCCUAAAUCUCUAAGUUUUAAAUGGAUUUAAUUCUAAGAAGAGAUCGUAUGAAUGUCCUCAUUGUCAAAUAGAUUAUAAAGAGGUUUUGGAUUUUGUACCACAUGAUCUCUAUAUAAGAAUAAAGAAAGACUUCUAUACUCUUGCUGAUAAAUUUUCUGUUUUAAAUGGGAUUUUAUUAACUUACAUUAAAAGAAAUAAAAAAGAUUCGGUGACCCUUUAAUUUCAACUAAAAUUUAACAUUAAAUAAAAUGUUUAUAAAUAGAGAAUAAUGAAGAUCAAUUGA
This is a messenger RNA of Paramecium pentaurelia, 403 nucleotides long. NCBI's taxonomy places the organism in Eukaryota, Ciliophora, Oligohymenophorea, Peniculida, Parameciidae. The record is from the annotation of a GenBank genome assembly.